This is a messenger RNA of Zootoca vivipara (common lizard), 8507 nucleotides long. NCBI's taxonomy places the organism in Eukaryota, Metazoa, Chordata, Lepidosauria, Squamata, Lacertidae. The record is from RefSeq and is a predicted model, not a curated record.
CUCGCGUCUCAUGGCAGAUCGUGCUGAGUGGGAGGGGAGGGAGGAGCUGCUACUGCUUCUGCUUCGGGCCUCGGUGUGGGAUGUUCAAUUUGGGAUUGGGCGUGGAGUCGGGCUGUUGAAAAAGGAGAGGCCUGAGCUUGAUAGGGGAGAGGUUGGGAUGCCGACUGGGGAGGGAGGUGGGACGACGACGGCGGUCUUCUCGCCAUUGUCUGAGUUAACCCCGGGAAGGAGAGAGGCCUGCAUUGACGGCGAUCUCCCCAUCCCACCCUCUCAAAAAUCACUGUCUGUUUAAGUCCCCGUUAUUUAGUUCCCGGCCACGAUCACAAAACACUCUGCUGUGUUUUCUUUUUUAAAAAAAUUCACUCCUCCUUCAGCCUGCUUAAAAAAAUAAAAAAUGAUGUUAGCACCCAUGUCCGAACGCCUGAAAGUUUUGGACUUGCUGCAGACCGUUAAGAUUAGCUGAAGUGGGCAGAUUUUCGUGUUAAUGUGAUUUCUGCACAGUACAGUAUGAGGCUAACCUUUUCCUUUGCGGAAAGGACCUGGCUUUUUGGGUUACCAGUGACAUACGUUGGUUAUAUUUUCGAUGCUGACGAUGUCAGAUGUAGCAAUGGGAAGUAUCAGUGGGGGAUACUUGUGGCUGUAGGUGACUGACCUGGGGUUAAAGUUCUGACUCUGCUUAUGAAAUAUGCUGUCUGAUAUAGUCUUCACUAUUUUCAUAUAAAUAAUAGUUACUUAUGUGUUAAAAGUGAAAACAUAGUAUAAAUAUGUUUUAAGGAAGGCACUCUGUAGGCUUACAUCAUGUUCCACUUAUUUGAAGAUGGGUAAAAUGAAAGGUGCAAGAUUUUGGAUUUGGGUCAGGGUUGAAAAACUAGUGUGGAUUGAAAAUUUGGAGUUGGAUUUAAAUUAUGCUUGGCUAUGAGAAUUGCUUAUGUUAAAGAAUGUAGUCCAACCCUACAAGAUUAGUAAAAGACUGGAGUAAAUUUAAAAUGCCCUGAGACUGUGGGCCCUUUGGGGGCUGGGAAAUUAUCAUUGCACUUGUAUGCCUUUUUUAGCAGUAGAGGAUGGAAGCAUCAAUUAUUGCAGGCCUACAGUAGUUGUAUGAAUGUUAAGAUAUUAGGUCAGGAAUAUGACCUGUGAAUCUGUUUAUGUGCUUUGUAUAGAGAGGUGCAUUUCGUACAUGGAGCCGUCUUCAUGGAAGCUCUCAAACUAGGGAGUAAGCCAAAACACUUAGGUUUUUGUGCAAACAUCCUUCAUAUCGUUGUGAAUGUAGGUCCAGUGCUGGAUGACUAGAAUCCUGUCCCCACAGGAUACCAUAACCUGGGUGAAGAGUGGGUAAGAAAUUGAAUAAAGUAUAAUAGAUGGGGACAGGAAGGAUGAACUGAGUGCAUGUGUCUGUUGGACCUUUUAAACUCUUGUUGUAGGGUUGUUUCGGGUAUCUGGCCAUAUGUAAAACCAUCAGUGACAAUGAAGCAUGUUUCUGGCUUGACCUACAUUAGAUUGUGACAGGUAGCAAACACUUUUAGACAGUCACAUGUGCCGUGGCUUCUACUCAGAAGUUGGGUGCGUGCACAGCUGUUAACACUCUUUUGCUCUUUGCUGGAGGCCUACUUUGAGCAAGGUGGAGGACUAGCUUCCCCUUCCAUUGGUAUACUGCUAGCACAACCCGUUAAGACAUUGACUAUCAUUCAACACAUCAGUUUUCCUACUUGAGUGAACAGUAGCACUUGUACCACUCGGAUUUGACCUCAGGGAUCCUUUAGUUGCUAAUUUUCUACUCUACUGGCUCCCGAAGGGUUAGGACUAGGUUCUAGCAUCAUGCACUAUUUGGUACAUGAGGGAAUGACUGUGUAACUCACCACAGCUGACCAGACAAGUUUGUUUUAAGAGAAUAGCCAUGAUCCACUUUGCCAUGUUGAGCUUUAUGUUCCACUGCUUAUGUUUUUUAAUACUGCGCAGGGCUGAAUCUAUCAUCAGUAGAGGAUGCGCCUGGUUGUGUGGAGGCAAUUUUUGCUUGACACACUUGAUCACCCUAGUCUUAAAGUGGAUAAUAAACUGCAAUAGUAGUAGUAGCAGUAGUAAUAGACUGCUCUCUUAUUGAUCAGAUAACAGUAUGGAAAAUAUGUGUUAGCAGUCACUAUAUGGAAAUAUGCAUUUGGAAAGACAGGAAGUGCAAUUUUCCAUGGAACAGGAAUAUUUGGGAAAGGUUGCUAAAGAGGUGAAGACUAGUUUUUAACUAAACAACUUGGCUUUAAUGUUCUCAGACCUUUUAAUUAAUGAUGCUGAUUAAGAGUGUUCAGCUUAGCCAUGGAAAGCCAGGCUCAAAUCGCUGCUCAUGUCUGGUGGCUUUUGCUAAAUUAUGGUUUAUCAGCUACCUCCCCAGGAUUUUAAACACAGUCACUAGCAAACAUCUCCCACUUUGUAGAUGGUAUGGCUCCCACCUUUGCGAUUUGUCUCUGUGGUCAUGGGCCGCAGGAAACAGGCCCAUGGGUUAACACUGCUGGGGUAUCUGCUGCUAUUCCAGUAUUCACCUUCAACUGAAAUUGGGUAAGGGUAACAGGCUUAGGCAAAGUUAUUUACCAAGCCUGCCUAAUCCUUCCCUUUGCUGCCAGCUGUGUACGCCCCCUUCCUCAGUUGCCUAUCACUACUACUCUAGAUUUCUAGCCAUAAAUGGAUAGGAGAGGCUGUUCUACACAAUCAUGGUAGCACUGUUGUUUUUUGUUCUAUUCUUUUCUAUUCUGUGUACUCCUCCCAUAAUGGAAAGUUGAGAAAUAUAGGUAGACUAAGCUGCAUUGCUUUUUCUACCUGGGAGGAGAGCAUUGCAAUGGAAGUGAGAAUAAAAUUCUAACAAUUAUCCAUUUGUGUGGUGCAGUUGAUGUCCUGUAAACAAGCAGGUAAGUGGAGAUCUGUAGCUAUAUGUUUAGGCCUGAGUUAUCCUAGUGCUGGUUCUUACCUGGGAAAUCCUGAAAACUUAGGUCUUACAUCUGAGGGUCCAGGAUUCAUGUGUGUGUUCAGCUGAGUGUGCUUUUUACACCUCAGCCUGGAUAGCUCAGUGGGUUAGGGUGUACGGUGGUAUCUCUGGUUAUGAACUUGAUUCAUUCCGGAGGUCCGUUCUUAAGCUGAAACUGUUCUUAACAUGAGGCGCGCUUUCGCUAAUGGCGCCUCCCACUGCUGCCACGCCGCCAGCAUGCGACUUCCGUUCACAUCCUGGGGCAAAGUUCGCAACUAGGGGCAUCUGCUUCCGGGUUAGCGGAGCUCAUUACCCAAAGCAUUCGUAAGGAGGACGGUACGUAAUCCAAGGUUCCACUGUAGUGCUGAUAAUGCCACGGUUGCUGCAUAUUUGGGUUGGACUAGAUAAUCCUCAGGGUCCCUUCCAACUCUUGAAUCCAUGAACCAUCUUGAUAAUAUAGUGGUACCUCGCAAGACGAAUGCCCUGCAAGAUAAUUUUUUCGCAAGACGAAUGCAUCUUGCGAUCUGAUGGUGACUCGCAAGACGAUUUCGUUUUGCGAAAAAUUCCAUCUUGUGAAUCACUGUUUCCCAUAGGAAUGCAUUGAAAUUUAAUUAAUGCGUUCCUGUGGGCAAAAAAAAGAAAUGUCAAUGCAUUCCUAUGGGAAACUGCGAUUCGCAAGACUAUUUUUUUGCAAAAUGAAUUGACUCGUGGAACGAAUUAAAUUCGUCUUGCGAGGCACCACUGUGUGUGAAUUUUAUAUGGAUGCAUGGAUGUGGACAAGAAGAAUGUGGCUACUCUCCAGCAAUGGAAGUCAAUUGCUGUGGAGUUCUGCCAAAGCCUAAGUACUAUCUUGACCAUUUUAGCGCUUAUGAAUGUUCUAAGCAGAGGGAAAAUUGAAAUGGCUCAAAAGCUUGUUUCCUUCCAACCCCUUCCAUCCCUCAGCUUUGAACCCUAACAUACAUUUUCUCUCCUCCCAACCACUUCAAAUCUUCUUUACUUAGUGACCAAUGUUAAGGGUGAAGUUAUUUUUAGCUCCAUGUUUAAUAAAUUUUGUACUUCAUCUGUAUACUUUAAAAGCACUGCCAAUUUCUCAGAGCCUAAGUAUCAGUUUUAAUUCAGUGUUGAUUAAUAUUAUUCAUUGAAAGCUACUGAAAGUAGAUGACCCAUUGUUCAGUCAUCCCUCUUUAAUCUAUGCAGUCUUUGCUUGAUUUUUAUGGUUGAAAUUGAGAUUGCAAGCUCCUUGGUGUAGAGACCUGUGUCUUGCUAACAUUACUCUAUAAAGCACAAUAUGCUUUGGAUUAUAAAUAAUAGAAAUACCUUCCAGUGUUUCAAAGAGGUUCAGGCUUUGGCAAGUCUUCAUGUGAAAUAAGUUGUGUAAUGAAUGCAUGACAUACAAUACCUAGUAAAUGUACCAGUUGAAAUCUUUAGUGGACUAGUAAAUACAUUUGCAUAAGUAGCUUAUGUAUAAAGUAGGCCAGAAAUAUGACAGAUUCUGUGGUCCUUUGGUGAUUUCAGUUGACCACUUACAGUGUGAUAUUUAUCCUCAUGGUGAGGAAAGUGCUUUGUGGUUCUGUUAUUCUGCUUUCCAUGUGUUAAUAAUGCUUGCAUUACAGCUUGGUCAGAUGCUAAACAAAUUCAGUUUACCAUGUAGUUGCAGCCAUGAUACAAUAAAUGGUAAAUGAGAACACUACGUGUAGUAGUUUGAGAGUAGAGGUGAGCUUUGAAUAAAAUGUAUGCUAAAUAUAUUAAUAGGAAUUGGACAGUUGGGAAGGUAGGUAAAAGGUAAAAGCCUGUUUUUCUCAUAUUCAUAAAGUUUUAGCCUGCAUAUUAAGAAGCAUUUUCAAAUAUUGAGACACUUGGCCACAUGUUGAAAUUUGGCUACAUACUAGGGAGCAAUAUGGCACAGGAUUUGACUUGAAAUAUGAGAUCGCAGCAAUAAUAAAAUUCUAUGUAUUUAUAGCCAUAGGCCUAGCUUGCACAUAAUACUUAGCUAUGAUUUGUUUAACAAACCACUAGUUAAUCACAAAUUGUCAAACAAACCCGAUUCUCCAAAGUCUGAUUUGUUGUCUGCCUCCUAUUGCCUCAUGCCUUUGUAGGUUGGGGUUUGAGUUGGGGUGACCAUGCUUAAAGAAGGAUGUUAGGUUCAUGCAUAACACUAGGCUAUAGUUAAAGCAAGCCAUAAGUCAGCAACAGACUGUGGCUGCAGAUCUCGUAACAAGCUAUAAUUUAGCAGUACAGUAUGUGUUAACCAGGCCAUAUUCUGUAUUUGAACAAUAUUUCUGAGAAUUGUAUAUGAAACUUUGUAUAGAAGAACGGUUAAAUUAACUGAGUUGCAUGGAACAGUUCUCUAAAUGUGUGUGUUGGGUGGAAUGAUUUUUCUGCUGAUCUUUGUUAAUAUAUUUAUAACCCACCUUUCCAGCGAGAAGCUCAAGCUGAUAUAUAUGGCUCUUCCCAUCUCCAUUUUAUCCUUGCAGCAACCCAGUGAGGUAGGCUUAGCUAAGAAAAGGUGGCUGGUCUGAAGUUACCCAUUGAGCUUUAUGGCUGAUUGGAAAUUUGAACUUGGAUCUUCUACGCCCUAGUCUAACUGGCCCUACCCCACUGGAAAUUACGAGUUAAAAUAAAUGUUGCAUCCUGCAUUAUCUGAAGUCUUUCAAGCUUAAUCAGUUCCUGUUGGCUGAAGGAAUGUAAACCCUAAGGUUUUAGAUCUGUGCAAAAAUUGGCAGAGCUGCAGUUGACAGAUUUCUUUGCAAAUUAGAUAAACAUGGGUGCGUUUUUGGAUAAACCAAAAACUGAGAAGCAUAAUGCUCAUGGGGCAGGAAAUGGGCUCCGCUAUGGCCUCAGCAGUAUGCAAGGAUGGAGAGUGGAAAUGGAAGAUGCUCACACAGCUGUUGUAGGAAUUCCUCAUGGUUUAGAGGACUGGUCCUUUUUUGCUGUUUAUGAUGGUCAUGCAGGAUCUCGUGUGGCAAAUUACUGCUCAAACCACUUAUUAGAACACAUCACUAGCAAUGAAGACUUCAGGGGAACAGAACAGCCCGGCUCGGCUCUUGAACCUUCAGUGGAAAAUGUAAAGAGUGGAAUCAGAACUGGCUUUUUGAAAAUUGAUGAGUACAUGCGCAAUUUUUCAGACCUCAGAAAUGGCAUGGACAGGAGUGGCUCAACAGCAGUGGGAGUUAUGAUUUCACCUGAGCACAUUUACUUUAUCAACUGUGGAGACUCACGUGCUGUUCUCUAUAGGAAUGGACAAGUCUGCUUCUCAACACAGGAUCACAAGCCUUGCAAUCCAAGGGAGAAAGAGCGAAUCCAGAAUGCAGGAGGGAGUGUCAUGAUCCAGCGUGUUAAUGGCUCGUUAGCAGUUUCUCGUGCUCUGGGGGACUAUGACUACAAAUGUGUGGAUGGCAAAGGUCCUACAGAACAACUUGUUUCUCCGGAACCUGAGGUUUAUGAAAUUGUAAGAGCAGAAGAAGAUGAGUUUAUUGUCUUGGCUUGUGAUGGAAUCUGGGAUGUAAUGAGCAAUGAGGAGCUCUGUGAAUUUGUUAAGUCUAGGCUUGAAGUAUCGGAUGAUCUGGAAAAAGUGUGCAAUUGGGUAGUGGAUACUUGUUUACACAAGGGAAGUCGUGAUAACAUGAGUAUUGUUCUAGUUUGCUUUUCAAAUGCUCCUAAGGUCUCAGAUGAUGCAGUGAAAAGAGAUGCAGAAUUGGAUAAGCACUUGGAAUCACGGGUGGAAGAAAUUAUGGAGAAAUCGGGUGAAGAAGGAAUGCCGGAUCUUGCUCAUGUAAUGCGCAUUUUGUCUGCAGAGAAUAUUCCAAACUUACCACCAGGAGGUGGUCUAGCUGGCAAGCGAAAUAUUAUUGAAGCUGUUUAUAGCAGGCUGAACCCACACAGAGAGAAUGAUGGGGACCCUGGCGAAGCCGCAGAAGGUGGAACACAGGGAAAGUUUGUGGAAGCUCUCAGACAAGUGAGAAUUACUCAUAGGGGGACCUACCGCCACCUUCUGGAGGACGUGCUGAUUAGUUACAGGCUAGCUAGAAUGCAGGGAGAAGAAGGCUUUGAUGAAUCGGCUACAGCCUCUACUUCAGAUUCCUCUGAUGGAUCCAGUGACCAAGAGACAGACACCAAAGCAGAAAGUGAGCAGAGUGCUCAAGAAGAUUCUGAGAUGGGCGAUGAACAGGGUGAUAAAAAGUUGUAAUACCUUCAUUUUUUCACACAGUUGAUGGUUUAGCAAUUAUAAUGUCUUGGUCUCUUGCUAUUUGUUACAUCUUAGACAGUUAGCUUUCCUCUUAAAUUUAUUUGUACAUGCUAAAUGCAUAAAAGGUAUUCUUCUCUCUGUGUGUUUUGUGUGUUGGGGGAGUUCUUCCCGAGAGCUGCUGCUUGCAUAGGCAUUGUUACGGCUUGUCCUCUGCAUGCAUGGCAGGAAGCAGAGCAGCAAAAUUCUUGUACAUUGGUCAAGAGGUUUGUGCGGAUUUUAGUCUCAUGGUAUUGGGCUAGAAUUUGAUAGUCUAAGAAGAAUGUCAUAGUGUAAAUGCAUUCAAGUGAAAGCUAUAACUUCUGUGGUUUUCAUUAAAUUGGUAGAGCCUAAAAUUGUCACCUUAAUCCAGCAUUUACAGUGUGUUGAUUAUAACUCACUUUCUUUUACUUAUUACGGUGAUGUAGAUAUUGCAUGUUUGUAUUGUGAAUAGUUCUUGUCAUGUCAAAGGCAUAUUAGCCCUUUAAGUUUUAAGGCAUGUUAAGUUAGUCAUGAUAUUAAAAUAUACAGUAUGGUGUUAUGUCAGGCUGUAAUUUGGACUAUAUCAUCUGUACCUGAUUUUCUGGAAUUGUAUUCAGGAUGCACUUAUAGCACCUCUGUAUCCAAUGGAUAAAUUGUAUUGACCAUUAGUGUUUAGUACAUGAGUUACUAUUGUCUAAGACCAAAUAAAAUAUGUGUGGAAUAAUCUGAAUGUAUAUUGACUUUAUUUAAGCUAUUUGGGGGGGGGGUAGUUCAAGUUGCCAUCAAACAGAGCAGAAUGUGUAAUAUCUAAUUUGUUAACAUGAGAGUGAUCUUUAUUCGUAUUAAGUUUUAACUCGCUGAACAAAUUUUAUUUCAGAAGUGAUACUCCUGGGCAAAUAAUAUUUGCUACUUUUAUUAAGUUUUCCGCCAUUGGAGAACUGACUUGUUUACACAUUGGAAUGUAAAAAUGAUAUUGUUAACACCUACAAAAAUGUUUAUUGGGUUAUGGGUUCUUUGGGUUAGGACCAUUGCUGUGCUCACCUUUAUGGAAGUGCUCGCUUUGAGGUGUUGCUCUCACACUUCCAAAAAAUCAUACUGACUGUCUAGCAGAUGUGUAGGCUAAUUUGCUUGGUCACAGUUUCAAAUGGUUCAUAUUCCUGGCAUUUUGUUCUUUUAUUGCCAUUAUGGUCCUGGGUUAGUGGAGGAGAGAGAGUGAUUGAACCACCUUGAGGGCAUGAUGGGUCUGGUAAGACUGUAGAAUGAGAAGUCCCAACUCCUCCUUGUAUGUUUAUUCCUUGUUCAGGACAAUGCAGAUUUUUAGGCCAGGAGAACACUAACAGUUUCCUUCUUCUUUUC